Ochotona princeps (American pika) is the source of this 1233-nucleotide messenger RNA. It is a transcript of the gene CASP7, whose product is annotated as caspase 7. NCBI's taxonomy places the organism in Eukaryota, Metazoa, Chordata, Mammalia, Lagomorpha, Ochotonidae. The coding region runs from base 91 to 993 and encodes 300 amino acids. The record is from RefSeq and is a predicted model, not a curated record. The transcript is spliced from 6 exons. Gene Ontology annotation, biological process: proteolysis; apoptotic process. Gene Ontology annotation, cellular component: cytoplasm.
CAGCUCCCUCCCAGCUUCUCUGUGAAAAGCAGUGUCAUUUAAAGAGAUCCCACUGAACAACCACUUCCCGUUUGCUUUUUCUUUUGCCAGAUGGCAGACGACCAGGACCACGCUGCAGAGCCCGGAGCCGGCGACUCGGCAGGUACAGAUGUGGUGGACGCUAAACCCGAUCGGGCCUCGGUCUUGCAGGCACUCCUCAGGAAGAAGAAAAAUGGCCCAAAACAACCACCCGAGACCCCCCAGAACCAUGAGUAUCAGUACAACAUGAAAUUUGCUAAAAUGGGCAAGUGCAUCAUCAUAAACAACAAGAACUUCGAUAAAGUCACAGGUAUGGGCGUCCGCAACGGCACCGACAAAGAUGCCGAGGCCCUUUUCAGGUGCUUCCGAAGCCUGGGUUUUGAGGUGUUCGUCUACAAUGACUGUUCCUGUGCCAAGAUGCAAGAUCUGCUUAAGCAAGCUUCUGAGGAGGACCAUACCAAUUCUGCCUGCUUCGCCUGCGUUUUAUUGAGCCACGGGGAAGAAAAUUUGAUUUAUGGAAAAGAUGGUGUAGUUCCGAUAAAGGAUUUGACAGCCCACUUUAGGGGAGAUCGCUGUAAAACCCUUUUGGAGAAACCCAAACUCUUCUUUAUCCAGGCUUGCCGAGGCACGGAGCUGGAUGAUGGAAUCCAGACCGACUCAGGGCCCAUCACUGACACGGAUGCCAACCCCCGCCAUAAGAUCCCAGUUGAAGCUGACUUUCUCUUCGCUUAUUCCACAGUUCCAGGUUACUACUCGUGGAGGAACCCUGGCAGGGGCUCGUGGUUUGUGCAGGCACUCUGCUCCAUCCUGGACGAGCAUGGCAAGGAGCUGGAGAUCAUGCAGAUCCUUACCCGGGUGAACGACAGGGUGGCCAGGCACUUCGAGUCUCAGUCGGACGACCCACACUUCAAUGAGAAGAAGCAGAUCCCCUGCAUGGUCUCCAUGCUCACCAAGGAACUCUACUUCCGCCGCUGACCAUUCCGGGCUGCGUCCUGGCCGGGCGUGCCACCUCAUUCACCGACAGAUCCCGUUUCUGUGAUUUUUUUUUUUUUUGCACUCUUUAAGAUAUCCAUAAAUUCUUUGGGAUUUUAAUUUCAGGUAAAUGUACUGGUCCAACAGGGAAGACACUUUCUGGUGCUGCCACGUUCUCUGAGAUUUCAGAGGCUUUUUAUGAUGAUUUUUUUCAGAUUCACUUUUGGCUCGUGUUUCCUUCAC